CAGUAGAUAGGCGGGUGCAGCGGGGCAGAACCUAGGUUGCCUUAGAGAGGUUCUCCGGUGUCCCGAGGGCGGCUCAAGUCAGAGUUGUUGGGUUUUGCUCAGAUUGGUGUGGGAAGAGCCUGCCUGUGGGGAGCGGCCACUCCAUACUGCUGAGGCCUCAGGACUGCUGCUCAGCUUGCCCGUUACCUGAAGAGGCGGCGGAGCCGGGCCCCUGACCGGUCACCAUGUGGGCCUUCUCGGAAUUGCCCAUGCCGCUGCUGAUCAAUUUGAUCGUCUCGCUGCUGGGAUUUGUGGCCACAGUCACCCUCAUCCCGGCCUUCCGGGGCCACUUCAUUGCUGCGCGCCUCUGUGGUCAGGACCUCAACAAAACCAGCCGACAGCAGAUCCCAGAAUCCCAGGGAGUGAUCAGCGGUGCUGUUUUCCUUAUCAUCCUCUUCUGCUUCAUCCCUUUCCCCUUCCUGAACUGCUUUGUGAAGGAGCAGUGUAAGGCAUUCCCCCACCAUGAAUUUGUGGCCCUGAUAGGUGCCCUCCUUGCCAUCUGCUGCAUGAUCUUCCUGGGCUUUGCGGAUGAUGUACUGAAUCUGCGCUGGCGCCAUAAGCUGCUGCUACCCACAGCUGCCUCACUACCUCUCCUCAUGGUCUAUUUCACCAACUUUGGCAACACGACCAUUGUGGUGCCCAAGCCCUUCCGCCCGAUACUUGGCCUGCAUCUGGACUUGGGAAUCCUGUACUAUGUCUACAUGGGGCUGCUGGCAGUGUUCUGUACCAAUGCCAUCAACAUCCUAGCAGGAAUUAACGGCCUAGAGGCUGGCCAGUCACUAGUCAUUUCUGCUUCCAUCAUUGUCUUCAACCUGGUAGAGUUGGAAGGUGAUUGUCGGGAUGAUCAUGUCUUUUCCCUCUACUUCAUGAUACCGUUUUUUUUCACCACUUUGGGGUUGCUCUACCACAAUUGGUACCCAUCACGGGUGUUUGUGGGAGAUACCUUCUGUUACUUUGCUGGCAUGACCUUUGCCGUGGUGGGCAUCUUGGGACACUUCAGCAAGACCAUGCUACUAUUCUUCAUGCCCCAGGUGUUCAACUUCCUCUACUCACUGCCUCAGCUCCUGCAUAUCAUCCCCUGCCCUCGCCACCGCAUACCCAGACUCAAUAUCAAGACAGGCAAACUGGAGAUGAGCUAUUCCAAGUUCAAGACCAAGAGCCUCUCUUUCUUGGGCACCUUUAUUUUAAAGGUGGCAGAGAGCCUCCAGCUGGUGACAGUACACCAGAGUGAGACUGAAGAUGGUGAAUUCACUGAAUGUAACAACAUGACCCUCAUCAACUUGCUACUUAAAAUCCUUGGGCCCAUACAUGAGAGAAACCUCACAUUGCUCCUGCUGCUGCUGCAGGUGAGGAUGGGGAUCGAGUUUAUACCUCCGUGUCUCCCUUUCUGCGUGAUUCUUACUCCAGUCCAUUUCUCCUUGCAGAUCCUGGGCAGUGCCAUCACCUUCUCCAUUCGAUAUCAGCUCGUUCGACUCUUCUAUGAUGUCUGAGUCCCUUGAUCAUUGUCCUUUACCUCACAGUCUCUAAGAUUCCUGACUCAGGCUGACCUCUCUCUCUGGUCCCAGACUGCCUCCUUGCCCAGGCCUCUCUCACUCUUCAUACUCCUACAGAUUUUGUUCUCAGCAUUUUCCUUUCUCUGUGAUCAUUGGCAUCCUGGGCGUUUCUUGCCCUCUACUGACUACUGAUUGGAUUUUACCCAUGGCUUUCUGCAACUUGCUACUCUCUCCCUCUCCAUCCCAUCUUUGCAGCCUCAUAGGGUGGGAUACAGCAGCUUUUUUUGCAGUUAUCCACACUCACAUUUCAGAGUCCUGACUCUCAAGGAACCACUGGUUUUUGGGAUAGAACUUGGGCCAGGGCUAGGAACACAGGCUCCACGGUGACAUGUCAUUUGAUUGUAAAUUAAGUGUUCUGAUUAGUAAGAACUAAGCAGGGGGCCACAUGCUCUCAAUGGAGACAAUAAAGUGUUGUCUUUUUCCUA
This is a messenger RNA of Gorilla gorilla gorilla (western lowland gorilla), 2017 nucleotides long. RefSeq names its product dolichyl-phosphate N-acetylglucosaminephosphotransferase 1 (gene DPAGT1). NCBI's taxonomy places the organism in Eukaryota, Metazoa, Chordata, Mammalia, Primates, Hominidae. Gene Ontology annotation, biological process: dolichol-linked oligosaccharide biosynthetic process. Bases 225 to 1529 code for a protein of 434 amino acids. The record is from RefSeq and is a predicted model, not a curated record. Gene Ontology annotation, molecular function: UDP-N-acetylglucosamine-dolichyl-phosphate N-acetylglucosaminephosphotransferase activity. The transcript has 8 exons. Gene Ontology annotation, cellular component: membrane.